AUGUCAAUGAUAUCACAAACUGUCUUUUCUACUCUACGAAAUAUCAAACAAAAUUUAUUAACUCCAGCUAUAGUCACACAUAAUCAUGUCGUUGUCAGAAAUAAAACGAGAAAUACACGUUCAACGACACAAAAUCGAGGUGGUAAUAAAACAAGACCAUAUCAUAGGGGUUGGAAAUGUCAGGAUGGUGAAGUUGUUACUGGAGGAACUCUUUUAGCUACUCAAUUAAUACCCCGGUGGCAUCCUGGGCUCAAUGUUGGAUUUGGUAAAAAUGGAACUCUCUUUGCGAUCGUACCAGGAAAAGUAGUUGUCACAUGUGAAAAGUGUGACCUCAACUGGAACCACACUUGGGUACAAAGACACUACUCUGACAGAAAAGGCGAAGUUAUCUACAAAAAACAUUUCAAUAUUAUACCAGAGAAGCAGCACGACCGUUUCAAAUUGGUUGAUGCAAUUUAA
Messenger RNA from Cotesia congregata, 459 nucleotides. Lineage: Eukaryota; Metazoa; Arthropoda; Insecta; Hymenoptera; Braconidae. The record is from the annotation of a GenBank genome assembly.